Messenger RNA from Rattus norvegicus (Norway rat), 5084 nucleotides. Lineage: Eukaryota; Metazoa; Chordata; Mammalia; Rodentia; Muridae. The record is from RefSeq and is a predicted model, not a curated record.
CAAAGGCAACAUUAUUUUGCUUGCAGAAAAAUAUCUGGGACAGGUACACUUGUAAAAACUCAACGUAAAUUAGUGGUUGUCAAGAAUGUAGAAAGAUGGAGGGCUGGAGAAUAAUAGGUGACUACUGGGAACUCCUUUCUGAGGUGGCAAAAGUGCUGUCAGAACAAAUGUGGUAAUGGUUAUGCAACUCUGUAAAUAUGGGACAAAUAUUGACUGGGUACACUUUAAAUGGAUGACUUAUACAGUUGGUGGUUUUUACUUCAAUAAAGCUGUUAGAGAAAUAAUAGACCCGUCUUUUAGAGCAAGAUCCCCAAUUCUCUCCAUUCUGCUACUGAGAAUACCCUGAAAACCCAUGUACUGGGCCUAGUUUGCGGCAGGUAGUAAGCACUCCAGAGUGAGCAGCAGUGUUUACAGAGGCCCUCUAGUCUCAGCUAGGUCUUCAGGAGACCAGCCAUGCUGUCAGGCUCAUGCAUUCUGACAAUCUCCAUGUCUGGGAGGGCUUCCUGCCAACCUGCCUGCUUCAUGAGGGAGAACCAGACAGCAGGCGCUUAUUAACUACAGAACAGGCUGCUACAGAGCCUGUUGAAGAAAGUCUUUUUGAUCUGAUGAACAAGGCACACUGGGUGAUAGAGAUCAAGGCAAAUUCAUAUACAUGCACAUUUUUAUAAGUGGCAGUUCUUUUCCAGAUAUCAGAAAUAAGGAAGAAAAGUAGAGCUGCCAUCUAUGGUGUAAUCAUCAAGAAUAUUAAUUUUAAGUCUAGUUUUGUUCUUAUAAUUAGCAUACAAGGCUCUCUGCUCCUCCCUGUUCCAGAGACAGCCGCAUCUCAUGCAGUGCCAGCCUCGUCUCAUAGACAAGACGGUGAAGGUCGAUGUGAACGGAUUUGGCCAUAUUGGGUGCCUGGUUACCAGGGCUGUGUUCUGCUCUGCAUCUGGCAAAGUAGACAUUGUUGCCAUCAACGACCCCUUCAUUGACCUCAGCUACAUGGUCCACAUGUUCCAGUCUGACUCUACCCACGGCAAGUUCAAUGGCACAGUCAAGGCUGAGAAUGGGAAGCUUGUCAUCAACGGGAAGCCCAUCACCAUCUUCCAGGAGCGAGAUCCCGCUAACAUCAAAUGGGGUGACGCUGGUGCUGAGUAUGUCAUGGAAUCUACUGGCGUCUUCACCACCAUGGAGAAGGCUGGGGCUCACUUGAAAGGUGGGGCCAGAAGGGUCAUCAUCUCCGCUCCUUCAGUCGAUGCCCCCACGUUUGUGAUAGGUGUGAACCAUGAGAAAUAUGACAACUCCCUCAAGAUUGUCAGCAAUGCAUCCUGCACCAACAACUGCCUAGCCCCCCUGGCCAAGGUCAUCCAUGACAACUUGGAAUCGUGGAAGGGCUCAUAACUACAGUUCAUGCCAUCAUUGCCACUCAGAAGACUGUGAAUGGCCCCUCUGGAAAGCUGUGGUGUGAUGGUUUUGGGCAGCCCAGAACAUCAUCCCUGCAUCCACUGGUGCUGCCAAGGGUUUGGGCAAGGUCAUCCCAGAACUGAACAGGAAGCUCACUGGCAUGGCCUUCCGUGUUCCUACCCCCAAUGUAUCCAUUGUGGAUCUGACAUGCUGCCUGGAGAAACCUGCAAAGUAUGAUGACAUCAAGAAGGUUGUGAAGCAGGUGUCCAAGGGUCCACUAAAGGGCAUCCUGGGCUACACUGAGGACCAGAUUGUCUCCUGCAACUUCAACAGCAACUCCCACUCUUCUACCUUUGAUGCUGGGGCUGGCGUUGCUCUCAAUGACAACUUUGUAAAGCUCAUUUCCUGGUAUGACAAUGAAUAUGGCUACAGCAACAGGUGGUAGACCGCAUGACCUUCAUAGCCUCCAAGAAGUAAGAAACCCUGGACCACCCACCCCAACUAAGCAAGGAUACUGAGAGCAAGAGAGAGGCCCUCAGUUGCUGAGGAGUCCCCGUCCCACCUCAGCCCCCAACACUGAGCAUCUCCCUCACAAUUCCAUCCCAGACCCCAUAAUAACAGGAGGGGCCUAGGGAGCCCUCCUUUCUCUCUUGAAUAUCAUCAAUAAAGUUCACUGCACCCCCCCAAAAAAUAAUUAGCAUACAAAGUAACACACUUCCUGAUGUUAUUUUCCUACAUACUGAGUUUUGGUUAAUAGACUAACCAACUUCUCUUCUCUGUGUCUGCCCCCUUCCCAUACUGCCUUGCUUCCACUUCAACUCUCAUUGUCUAUGUGUUCCGUGACCCUUUUCUUCCUCCUUCCUUACAGCUCUAUCCCCUUCCCUCUUCCCCGGGCCCCUUUCUAGUUUUCUGGUCUCUACCCACACUUCAAAAAUUCAUUUUAGUUUUCCAGAGGUAGUUUCCUAAUAUUUCAUCAAAUACUGUGGGUACCUUUACAUAAUGAUAGGGCCAGAUUAACCCCAUUUAUCAGGAGUUGAUUCUUUACUGAACAGUACCUGCCCCACAGAUACCACAGGUCUUUGUGAGUCAUGAUUGUCCCUGUGCAGAGAACCAUUACUUCUUCAAAUGGUUAGAAAGGUUUUCUAAAACUCCACCCAUUACCUACUUACCAUUUCAACUAAUGCAUUAGCCGAAGUUGUCCCAAGGAACAGAAGGUGGCUUGCUUUUAAUCUUCCGUGCAACAGCAAAGGGAAUCAUAGCUUAACACUUGAAAGUGUAUCAGUGAAAGGAUACUGUAUGUUACUGUUGCAUGUUUACAAAUGGUCUUCCUUGUCUCCCUUCCACCCUUCCUUGUCUCCCUUCCACCCUUCACCGUCAUCUAGAACCCUUGAUAAUCUCCCUAAACACCCGGGGCAACAACUCAGAUCAAUCCCUGUUAUUCUGCUGUCAAAAGCUUUUAUUGCCCCUGGAAGUGCAUAAGCUUUGGCAAAUAAAGAAAACUUUUUUUUCUGACCAAAAAAAUGUAAUUGAAGAUAUAAAAUGUUAUGACCUAUAAACAUGAACAUAUUUAAGCCUACACAUGUGGAAAAUCCGUAAACAUAUGUAAUGUUCAAAAGAUAAAUUGCUUUCUGUAAAAUAAUUCUGACCAAUAAAGUUUGGAGCUAAUUGCUACAAGAAACAAACCAAUCAAGGGAUAAUGUGUAAUGUUAUUUAUAUUGUAUUAUGCUUAAACAUAAAACAUAUAGAUGCAUAAAGAAUCUCUAGUCCAAAUCUUACAUAAUUUACAUAAUGGAAAGCAUUUUGUCUUGAAGUAUCCUUACUUUUCCUUCUGUUCUGAGAAGCAACCUUGUUGGGUUUUGCAUUCUCAAUUAAGAGCCAUUUGGCUUCGUAGUUAUAGAUUGUUCCCUGCUUGUCUGGAUUGUAGAUUUGUGGUGAAGGGUGUGAGGUUAUUCUGACAUUCCUGCUUUGCAUGUGGGUUGUCAUUUUUCUUUUAGUAUUGGAUGGUGUGUGUGUGUGUGUGUGUGUGUGAGUGUGUCUGUGUGUGUCUAUGUGUGUGUGAAUGAGUAUUGUGUGAGUGUGUAUGUGUCUGUGUGUGUCUAUGUGUGUGUGUGUGAAUGAGUGUGUGUGUGAGUGUGUGUGUGUCUAUGUGUGUAUGUGGGUCUGUGUGUGUGCCUGUGUGUCUGUGUGUAUGAGUGUGUGUGUUUGUCUGUGAGUGUGUGUGUGUCUGCAUGUGUGUGAGUGUGUGUAUGUGUGUAUGAAUGAGUGUGCGAGAAUCUGUGUGUGUGAGUCUGUGUGUUUGUGUCUGUGUGUGUGAUGUUCUUUGUAUUUCUCAAAUCUUGACUAUGAUUGUGUACUGAAGAAUUACUAUCCUGUCAUGUGGAUUUGGGAUUGAAAAUACCUCUGGUGUUUGGAAGUCUAAUUCACUCCCUAGGGUAGGAAAAAUUUCUGCUAUAAUUUCAGUAAGAGUUUGUCUAUUCCUUUUGACUUUAUCUCUGUCAAAUUCUAUCUUCUAUCCCAUCAACUCCAGGUUUGGUCUCUGAAAUGUAUUCCCAGAAUCCAUAGAAAUCUUGGUUGCACUCCUUUAGAUUUCCUUGUAGAUUUCUGAUUAUAUUCUUGCUUCAGCUUUGACCUCCUUUCUUGAAUUUGUCCUUCAAGGUCUUCUCUGGUGAUAGCUCUUCUCUGACUGGCCGGUUUUUAACCCAGCUGCUGUCUUUGGCUCUUUCUCAAUGCUUCGACUUUCUUGUUAAAUUUGUCUUCUAUAUUUUCCCCUUUCUCAUAUAACUUACUGUUUUUUUCACCCUAGAGAUGGUCUUCUCGAGGUUUCGGGUAGACCCCCUUAGUCCAUGCAUCUAUGCUUUAGACUUCUAUGUGGUCAUUAGUCUGAGUUCUUUCUCAGACAUUUCUGCUGUCUCUGUGAUUCUGAAUUCUUUUGCAGAGGAGCUGGGUGGCCAAGGAUGGCUCAAGGUGAGUAAUUCUGUUUUCAAUGUCCCUUUAUCUCUUUAAUCUCUGUAUCAAUUAGAACAAUUUGCCUUCUGGUUGUAACUUACCCUUCUUCUAACUACAUUUUAUUGUUUUGUUUUCUGUGAAUCCUCCUAGAGGGAACUCUGCAUUAUAUCCAGCUGUAGAGACUGGACAGUCUUGUCACUGACUCCUGGCUUGGAUCCCGAAGAAAAACCUGUCUUGACAAGGUGACAUCAGGAUUGCCUGUGAAGCUGCAUGUUGACCACCAGAAUACCUCAAGGGAGUCAAAUCCCCAUCACAGGAUGAGCUUCAUGAACCAGUUGGGGCUAAAGUCAAAUUUCUAGUCCCAUAGUGAAUUCUGUAAGAACUGGAGUCAAAACCUGGAAAGAUAUGCUCACUAGUGCAAUAACAGAACAAAUGUCAUUGGGUAACUACUGGUUAGAUUUAAGGCCCAUUCCACAGAAGAAACGCAUAGCUCAGCUAUAAAUCUAAUGAAGAACUCUUUGCUGGGGAGUUCACAGGCCACAGAAGUGAAUCUAACACUAUUUUGUUAGAUGAAUAUAGUAUUGGAUCGCCCUCUAAAUCUAUGUCUCUAUUCCCACAUAUUAGUGCAGCUCUCAGGCUUCAUCAGAGAAACAUUUUCAUGUAGUAGAAGACAAAAUUCUCAACCAUAAAUGAGAUGUUUAUCUUACAUACCCAUCUCCAAAAGAUCUGGGAGCAUCAAGGAAAAGCAAGGAGAA